Messenger RNA from Leguminivora glycinivorella, 4025 nucleotides. RefSeq names its product ubiquitin carboxyl-terminal hydrolase MINDY-3 homolog. Bases 183 to 1580 code for a protein of 465 amino acids. The transcript is spliced from 2 exons. The record is from RefSeq and is a predicted model, not a curated record. Gene Ontology annotation, molecular function: K48-linked deubiquitinase activity; cysteine-type deubiquitinase activity. Lineage: Eukaryota; Metazoa; Arthropoda; Insecta; Lepidoptera; Tortricidae. Gene Ontology annotation, biological process: protein K48-linked deubiquitination.
UUAUGUCGUAAGCUUUUCUUUUCUAUUAAUGAAAAGUUUUUAUUAAUAAUCUACAGGCAGUUUAUGAUGCAAAUUGAAGCAAUUUCGAUGAACAAUCGGUUUUACAAGGAGGACAAAUAGAUAUUUAUUAUUGAAGUAACAAUGAGCAGUAUAUAUGUAGAGGCGUAGACAGUACGGCAUUUAUGCAAAUGUUGAUCGGUUCCGCCGAAGAAAAGGCGAGUGGUUCCGUACGAGCUUUAGAAGAAAAAGUGGAGAUGAGCGACAGCGCCGGAGCCGGAGCGGGAAGCGAGCCACGCGGGGGCUCCGCGGGCAUGGAGCGCGAGCUGGAGAACACGCGGCGGCUGCUGUGGGGCGAGCAGGUGAAGGAGGAAGUGUUUCGGCGCUGGGCGCAGGGCUUCACGUUCAGCGCCGACGAACCCAGCGCGCUUACGCAGCAGGAGGGCGGGCCCUGCGCCGCAAUCGCGCCCGUGCAAGGAUUCCUCCUCAAGAUCCUUCUGUCAGAGACGCCCGGCCAUAGCCUGCGCGACCUCACUUCGGAGAAGUGUAACUCCCUACUCGUCCGGGCCGUGUGUACAAUACUAAGCCAAUGUCUAGCGCCUAAGUAUAAUGUGGCAGUGUACCAACGAAAAACUGAAACAGAAGCCGAAUCUAGCUCCACCAGUGCCACUGAAGAGACAGAAACCCUGGAACAGUUUCAUCGGCGGAUUGAAAUUCACUCCUUCCAAGGAUUGUCGGAGGUUGAAGCAUUCUACACUAGAAACAUUCGUGUUUUGAAGGACAAGUAUGGAGUGCUACUUCUGUUGUAUAGUGUUAUUCUCAGCAAGGGAGUAGGUGUUGUAGAAGCAGAGCUGUCAGAGCUGUCAGACCCCCUCAUACACUCCACAUACGGGUAUGGGUCACAGGGACUGAUAAACUUGAUGCUGACUGGCCGAGCCGUGGCCCAUGUCUGGGACCACGACCAGGUGGUUGGGGGCCUCCGGCUGCGCGGCAUUGAGAGACAAAAUGAUAUUGGGUUUCUCACCAUAAUGGAGCACAUGCAGUAUUGCACUGUGGGAUCAUUCUACAAAAAUCCAAAGCAUCCUGUGUGGGUACUGGCGUCAGAGACGCACUUGACGGUGCUUUUCUCUUUUGAGCGGCGAUUGGCGGCGCCAGAGACUGCAGGAGAGUCUGCCGAGCGAAUCUUCCGCUCCUUCGAUCCUGAGGGUAAUAAUUUCAUCCCAUCAGCUGCAUUGCAGGAUGUGCUCUGUGCUGCGGAGCUCGUGUCAGAGCCUGAAUAUGUAGAGCUCAUGCGACGCAAGUUAGAUGCGGAGAACCUAGGGAUAAUCCUCCUGAGUGCAUUUAUGGAGGAGUUUUUCCCAACUUGCGAGCGUGGAUGUCCCGACACAUUCACGCUGCACCACUACAAUGGUCUAGCACGCAGCAACCCAGGCGGUCGCGUGGUGUACCGCGCGGGGCGCGCGGCGCUGCUGGAGUGCCACAUGCGCGCCGCCUCGGCCGACCCCAUGCUCACCUGUCUGCAGACCAAGUGGCCCAGCAUCGACCUGGUCUGGGACGAGGGCAGCUCACCCUCCCUCAACUGAGCAGUUACAUUCUAAAGGACUGUGUCGUGAGUGAACUGUGCAGACCUUAAUUUAUUUGUAAAAUAUAAUUUUACAAGCUUCUCUUUGUUCCGGCAGUUUUCAUUUAACACUGCGGUUACAGCUAGGAAUUGACACCAGACAUAGACCUAUUUACAUGACGGUUACGGUUUAGACAUAAAUAUUUUUUUAAUAAACACUGUUCCAGUUGUUGAGGGGUUGUUGUCAAUGUUGUGCUGCAUAUGAUUUGUAUCAGUUUGCUUAUACCAUAGUUUAGGGACACGCUCCUAAUGAUAUACACCAUAAUUAAAUAUAAAGAAAUUUAAUUUAGCCCCGCAUAGAAUUAGGUUGUAUAUAAAUGUAAUAGUAUCAUAGUAAUAAUGGGACAUGUUGAAAUUUAAUGAUGAUGACAUUGGUGAUGUGUUUAGUGAUGGGCGAAUGCGACUGCGGGCAGCGGCUGGCACUGUGGCCACUGUUUCCAAAUCUUUUAAUAUUUGCAAAGAUUAAAGAAUAAUUUGAGAUUUGAUGAUGCAGAUGUGAGGUGGUGUAGGUGUAGGCAGCCGCUGGCCGACUGGCCUGUUUUGCUGUGCGAAUUGCUCCUGCCUGCGACAUGCGUUGCGAGGAACGAUUGUGUUACUAUUGAUUGAUAUUUGAGAUGCUCACAAGAGACUUUUAUUUUUCUAUUUUUGUCUGUAUUUUUCAAUUCGGGUCAGCUGCCUAUUAGCAAGUUGUUGGUUUUUUUUUAACUGAAUCAGGUUUUUUUUGUAUAAAUAUGUGUAACUUAAGAACAUUUCUCAUUGUAAUAACGAAAUUUCUUAAAAGUUUGGAAAAAUGGCUUCUUUCAAAGUCUGCAUAGGGGCGUGGGUGUAUACUCUUUCGCCCUAGACGGUUUAUUUCUAAAAAUAGUCCUUGUACAUUCACAAGCUUUCUACAUUCCAGUUUUUUUUUGCCGUAAAUAAGUAACAGACGGACUUAUCGCUCUAAUCUCUAAUAUUACUAGUAUUUUUGAGCUCCGUUCAUUUUAAUAUUAUUUGCUGAUUUGACUUGAAUUAAUGACUAAGAAUUGUGACUUUGAUUUUCUACUUAUUUCCCUUUGGGUGAAUCAGUUUUGAUGUGUUUCUCGUUGCCAUGGUUUUAUGGUUUAUAAAUUAUAUCAAACUUGGAUUUCUGUAUUUAGUUUAUGGCUUAUACAUUUCUAGUAUGGCCUACCUAUUAUACUUGUUAGUAGAAUUAUCUACAAAAUAUACUGAAGUACAAAAAAGUUGAUCCACUUGCAUUUGGCAGCGUAAUUGUUAAGCCAGGGAUACACGGGGGCUAAUGUUUCGUCAGCUAAGGCUGGUAUUGUAAUGUAACUCAAAGCUGCUGAACUUCGCUUCAGUGUUAAGGCCUGAGUGGACGCUCGGUCGGCGGGGCGGGGUGGCCCGCGUGCACGCUAUGCAGCGUCGCCUCGGGAUAUUAGUUAGAGCUUCAGUUGUUUGACAUGCACGCCGCACGCCCCGUCCCGUGCACCUCUAUGAGCGUGCCUCAGGCCUUACACUUAAAAGUAUGGCAACAGCGAGCGAUGUCGCCAGUGCCCGGACGAACGAACUCGCACGAUUUGACCUGACCGACUUAAGUCGAGUGAUGUCAUUGUCAGUCACUCCAGCCUCUCGUCCUACUCCUACUGUGGAACAUUGGUCUCCUAGUAAACACUAGGCUGUGAGAACAUUUAUAGUAUUUUGAGGCUGGUCCCUUUUCUGUGUGUGGUAUUGGCAUUUGUUUUGACUUGCACAGUCAACCAAUUUGAAUCCUAGGCCACUCUAGAACCUUGUCUUAUUUAAACAGUGUUCUAUUUGCCAUAAAAAGUUACAUUGACGUUUACUGUGCAAAGGUACAGUGGCCUAUGAUUCAAAUUUGUUGACGAUACGGUUUUGUGUCUUGUCACAGUGACAAUAAUAUUAGAUCGAAUUUUCAUACAAGGUGGCCCAAACCAGGCUCAAACAUAUUGUCAAAAAAGUCUAUAGAAAUAUGUAUUAAGUAUCUUACUUUCUUACUUACGUAUAUUUUAUACAAUCUCAUUAAUUAAAAAUACGCGAAUUUUAAUUUGAACCAUACUCAUUAUCUUCAAAAGUAAUAUUUCAUAAACGUAAUAGUAUCAAACAAUAUAAAACAAAUAAUUAUAUUUACUGGCCAACCGGUAUUGUUUGUCUCUGUAACUAGGAACGAAAUCAUUCACAAAACAAUUUCCUUACUACAAACAGAAUGUUGAAUCUUGUCGGCAUCUUCUCAAAUUUAGUCUGGUUAAAAUAAAAUCUGUAGUUUAUUAUUACAGUGAAAGUUGUGCAAAGUUUCCACAAUAUUGGAAAAUAUCUCGGAAAUUACACAAAGUAAGAAAACUCUCAUUCGAAAUACGCGAUGUUUCUGAAAUGUUAUGUGGAAAUUUCGCAUAUUUUACUAUACGACGGAGCA